CACACUAAAAUGCUCAUGGCCAGGAUGCUCGUCCUCGUCAUGUCAAUGGCAAUGUGUGUUUUAUUCUGUUGUGCAUGUGCAAUCUGCAUUCUACCAUAUAUAAAAAAGAAAAUAAAAUCAGUACAUCUUGCCACCACAGGGAGGGAGUUCUAUUUAAGAAGCCACCCACCACACACACAUGGCAGUGCACCUCAAGAAGCAGAGCACCACAGGGUAGCUAGGCUAGCAGUAACAAUGGCGAUGGCAAGGGUGCCCAUCCUCAUCGCGGUGGCUCUCGUGGCCGCAGCGGCCUCGUGCAGCGCCUGGGAGCCCACCAUCCGUAUGCCGACGGCGGAGGCUGCGGCUGCUGCGGUCGACGAUGCCGUGGCGCCGCUCAUCCACGCGCUGCGCCCGCUGCUGGGCUCCAGCGGAGAGCUCGGCAGCCGCGGCGGCGUGCCGUGCGACAGCUGGAGGCUAGGCGUGGAGGCGUACAACGUGCGUGACUGGAAGACUGUCCCUGCCAACUGCGAGGGCUACGUGGGGCACUACAUGCUCGGCAGCCACUUCCGGCGCGACUCCAAGGUCGUCAUCGACCAGGCCAUUGCCUACGUCGACAGCCUCAAGCUCGCUGGCAACGGCAAGGAGGUGUGGGUCUUCGACAUCGACGAGACCACGCUCUCCAACCUCCCUUACUACGCCACGCACGGCUUUGGGGCUAGGCCAUACAACGCGACGAGCUUCGACGCGUACGUGCUGGAGGGGACCGCGCCGGCGCUGCCGGAGAGUAAGCGGCUGUACUACAAGCUGCUCAAGGUCGGCAUCAAGCCGGUGUUCAUCACAGGCCGGACGGAAGACAAGAGGGCGAUCACCGUGGCCAACCUCCGCAGCCAGGGCAUCUCCGGGUGGAUGAACCUGACGCUCAAGCAGCCCGGGUUCCAUGGCUCCGCGAUAUCCUACAAGUCCGCCGAGAGGAAGAAGCUGCAGGACGCCGGGUACGUCAUCGUUGGCAACAUCGGCGACCAGUGGAGCGACCUCCUUGGCGCGCCAGAGGGAGCUCGUACCUUCAAGCUGCCUGACCCCCUGUACUACAUCGGCUAAGCCUGCGGCCAUUGAUUGCUCGAAUGCUCGUGGUCCACGAAUAAGCUCCAUGCUCUUAAUAAUUAUCUGCAUGCUGGAUGCAUCAAUAAUAAGCCUCUGUGUUGUUCUUGCUUGGUUGGUUUACUUAGUUCAUAUCAAUUGCCACUACUACAUUGGCUACAGCUUUUCUUUUCUUUGGCAAUCCACGGGAUAUUGUUGCUUGAUGUGUUGUUAUCCAUCAUAAUUUCGUUCUUGUACAA
Messenger RNA from Triticum aestivum (bread wheat), 1316 nucleotides. RefSeq names its product acid phosphatase 1. NCBI's taxonomy places the organism in Eukaryota, Viridiplantae, Streptophyta, Magnoliopsida, Poales, Poaceae. Bases 10 to 1077 code for a protein of 355 amino acids. The transcript is spliced from 3 exons. Gene Ontology annotation, molecular function: acid phosphatase activity. The record is from RefSeq and is a predicted model, not a curated record.